CCCUCCGCCAUUAAACCUCCAAAAAUAAAAAGAAAAGCAGCCGAAUUUAAUUGCAUCUCAAUUUUGAUCCCCAAAUCCCCCAAAAUAAAAGAGUUUCUUGCUUUCAUUCCGGGGGCGGAUUAGGGUUGUUGGAGAUGAGGGUGCACGACGAUGAGGCGGAGGCGGAGGCGCCGGACCUCAUGGCGCCGCCUCCGCCGCCCAGCCUGGUGGUGGGCUACGCUCUCACCAGCAAGAAGGUGAAGAGCUUCCUCCAGCCCAACCUGCUCGCGCUCGCCAGGAAGAAGAGCAUUAAUUUUGUAUCAAUUGAUGAGACUCGUCCUCUCUCUGAGCAAGGCCCGUUUGAUAUAAUUUUGCACAAGCUUACUAACAAGGAGUGGCAGCAAAUUCUGGAGGAUUAUCUGGAAGAACAUCCAGAAGUAACUGUCCUUGACCCACCAAAUGCUAUUCAGCAUCUGCACAAUCGCCAGUCAAUGCUUCAAGAAGUUGCUGAUUUGAACUUAUGCAAUGGCUAUGGUGAGGUUUGCACUCCACGACAGCUGGUCAUCAUGAAAGAUCCUUUGUCUAUCCCAUCUGCAGUUGCCAAGGCUGGGCUAACAUUGCCCUUGGUUGCCAAACCAUUGGUAGUUGAUGGAACAUCGAAAUCCCAUGAACUAUCUCUUGCCUAUGUGGAGACAUCCUUAUCAAUGCUUGACCCUCCUCUGGUUCUCCAGGAGUUUGUCAACCAUGGUGGGAUUUUAUUUAAGGUAUAUGUUGUUGGUGAAACAAUACGGGUUGUCCGCCGAUUUUCUCUUCCUGAUGUUAACAUCUAUGAUCUGGAGAACAAUGAUGGCAUCUUUCGUUUUCCAAGAGUUUCAUGUGCUACAAAUAAUGCAGAAGAUGCAGAAAUCGACCCUUGUAUUGCUGAACUUCCUCCAAGGCCACUUCUAGAGAAACUUGGCAGGGAGCUGCGGCGUCGACUGGGUCUUAGACUGUUUAACAUAGAUAUGAUUAGAGAGCAUGGAAGAAAGGAUCGAUACUAUGUCAUUGACAUCAACUAUUUUCCUGGAUAUGGUAAAAUGCCAGGUUAUGAGCAUAUAUUCACUGACUUCCUACUUAGCCUCGUGCCAAACAAGUACAAGAGGCGUUUAAGCGGGAACUGAAGUGUAGAGAGAAUCCUGCUGCAAAUGAUAACCUUGACAACAAAUGCCAUCAAUGUUAGCUGGCAACUUAGAUAGACUUUCCAGUUUGUACAGAUCAAGGGGAUGUUAGCUUUUGGAGGCAGAGGCCUGACGAGCAGUCCCCAAAAAAAAAAGGGCUGCUUGAUGCCAGGACGAUCGAUAUCAAGGGAAAAAAAGGAAAGAAAGAAAAGGUUCUGUGUCUCUCCAUGCCCAACCUGUGCAAAUCGUUCUCUGAGUGCCAACCUAAAGGCUUUUCAACAAAAUGAUGUAAUUGCCGAUUUGAAUGAGUUGUCCGUUCUGUUUUCAUUUUCACUGGAAAUGAAGGCUGCAUUCCUGAUGGAAGCGUCCAUCCUGAGAAUGUUUCUGUA
This is a messenger RNA of Oryza brachyantha (malo sina), 1525 nucleotides long. RefSeq names its product inositol-tetrakisphosphate 1-kinase 1. The record is from RefSeq and is a predicted model, not a curated record. The coding region runs from base 135 to 1139 and encodes 334 amino acids. Gene Ontology annotation, molecular function: inositol-3,4,5,6-tetrakisphosphate 1-kinase activity; magnesium ion binding; inositol-1,3,4-trisphosphate 5-kinase activity. Gene Ontology annotation, biological process: inositol trisphosphate metabolic process. Gene Ontology annotation, cellular component: cytoplasm. The transcript is spliced from 10 exons. NCBI's taxonomy places the organism in Eukaryota, Viridiplantae, Streptophyta, Magnoliopsida, Poales, Poaceae.